AUGCAGCCUUCGCGCCGGUGGUUCCUUGCGGGAGGCUGCUGGCUCAUGGCGUGCCUCGUAGCCCAAGGGGCUCUCCGUGUUGCGAGCGCAGUGUCUAUUUCUCGCUCAGUUGGAGUCGCAUCGGGGGCAUCAAGUGCGUCUUCAGCUGCGGCAUCGUCUGCGGCUGCUCGGGCAGUGGACGGCCCCCCGCGAUCGAGUGGAGGCUCUUAUGCGGAUCGCGGCUUCUCCAGCAGCAGCCAGAUGCCACGCGUAGCGACGAACACGGCAGCAGCAGCGGCCGCUGCUGCUGCUGCGCUUGCUGCCCUCUACACAGGCACGCUGAGCCUAGGCGUGGAGGGUUCGGCAGCAGGUGGUGGGGUUCAUCAAGGGGAAGCACCAUCCUUGGCAGAUGCGCUAAGCAAGGGCAGCAGGGAAGGCGCAGUAGCUGCUCUAGAGGCGGAUCGGCUGAACUGUGAUGCGGAAGGCUGUGCCUCCUACCCAGCGGCAGCGAGGGAAGGCUGCGCCUCUGCCUGCACCCUCGCAGAUGGGUGGAAGCCCUUGGGCUUCGCUUGGAGGCAACGCCUUCGCCAAGAGGAUCUGACUUUGCUGCGCAUCGAAGCUGGAGGCUGGGGAGACUGUUUGUUUCUCGCCCUCUCCAUGGCGUUUGGCCUCAACGGCAUGAAGGAGGUUGCUGGCGAUGCGCUCAAGCUGAGACAACUGGCAGCGAACGGAAUCGUGGGAAUCAACCCCUACGACUCGCAAGCUGGUGCGUGUAUACUCACCCCACACGGGCUUUUUGAGACGCGCGUGUGGCAGACCUGCGCCGCUAAGUCAAUGUCGAAAGAAUUAAACUUGCCGGCCUGCUCUAUUAUGGGUGGUGUGUGUGUACCUCUUUCUCUCUGUUGCCCUAUGUGGCGCUACCUCUAUGGACGGGCUUUUACUUUCCUCCGGGAGUCUAAAUAUAUAUAUUUGCGUUCCGUGUCGUUGGCUUCCAUCCUGUGGUUUGCAGAGCUCAGCCCCAAGGAGGAAGCUGCUUUUCUGGAUCGUCUUGCGGUUAUGUCAGCCUUAGAGGACUCCGGCGAUUGGGAUGAUGGAUGGUCGCCUUCAGUAAUAUUUGAUGGCUCAGAACCCUACAUUUCUUCUGCUGGAGUAAUUUUCGAUGUUUCUUCCACUAUGGGGAAGGUCCGCGCAGUCCAUCAUGAGCUGGGAAGGCCAGGAAACAACCACUGGGGUACAGCGGCUGAUAUCUGUGCGCUUGAAAACGAAUUGGAUGUGGGUAUCUUGGUGUUGGAUGGGGCCAGGGGCACGUUCUACGUCACGGGCUCUGAGAAUAAGCGGCGGCAGGCGUAUGUUCUCCUGUAUUUCAAGGGGGCCUGUCAUUUCCAGCUUGUUGGUGUCCAAACCCCCGAGGGUAUCAAGACACUCUUGUAUCCAGAGGAGCUGCCGAAGGCGCUUAUUCGUUUCUUCAAGGAGGACACGAAGCACGACCUUCUCGGCGGCUCCGCUGUCUCCGAUAAAAGUACUAAGCACCUUCAUGACACGGAUACUGCAGUGCGGUCAAACAGACAAAGAGGGUAG
Messenger RNA from Cyclospora cayetanensis, 1557 nucleotides. RefSeq lists its product as uncharacterized. The record is from RefSeq and is a predicted model, not a curated record. The transcript has 7 exons. NCBI's taxonomy places the organism in Eukaryota, Apicomplexa, Conoidasida, Eucoccidiorida, Eimeriidae. The coding region runs from base 1 to 1557 and encodes 518 amino acids.